Molecule: messenger RNA, 1768 nt
Organism: Podarcis muralis (Common wall lizard)
Lineage: Eukaryota; Metazoa; Chordata; Lepidosauria; Squamata; Lacertidae
Source: RefSeq, a predicted model, not a curated record
CCUGAGUCAGGCAGAGGAGAGGAAGCAGGCAGAGCAGCAGGGAAAGAUUAUCUUUGCAGAAAUGGGCCUGGAUUCCUCUGAGGCAGAGAAGACUCCGUUGGUCAGGAGAGAGAGGCCGCUGGGUGACAGAAUGAUGCCGCCAAUUCCUCUUAAUCCAUCUUUGCGUGGAGGCAGAGGAGAAACAUCAGCUCUGGAACCAGAUCAGGGCCUAGUAUGCUUUGAAGAUAUAGCUGUUCAUUUCACAGAAGAGGAGUGGGCGUUGCUGGAUCCUGACCAGAGAGCUCUGCAUAAAGAAGUCAUGGAGGAGAAUGGUGGGAUCAUGAACUCUCUCAAUGCUGAUGAAUCAGAGAUUAAGAACCAGGGAGACCAUGACCAUGUCUACACCAUGGAGAAGCCAUGUAAAUAUUCUGAGUGUAGAGAGAACUUCAGUCAAAGCUCCCUCCGAAUAAAUCCAUUGGUGAAGAAAUCCUAUCAGUGCUUGGAAUGUGCGAAGAGCUUCAAUCGGAAAGAGAGUCUCACUUCCCAUCAAAGAAUUCAUACAGGGGAGAAACCAUAUCAGUGCUUGGAAUGUGGGAAGAGCUUCAGUCGGAGGUCCAAUCUCACAGUCCAUGAAAGAAUUCAUACAGGAGAGAAACCAUAUCAAUGCUUGGAAUGUGAACAGAGUUUCACCUGGAGGGAAGGUCUUACUUCCCAUCAAAGGAUUCAUACAGGGGAGAAACCGUAUCAGUGCUUGGAAUGUGGAAAGAGCUUCAACCGGAAGGAAAGUCUCACUUCCCAUCAAAGAAUUCAUACAGGAGAGAAACCGUAUCAGUGCUUGGAAUGUGGAAAGAGGUUCACCCGGAAGUUCUAUCUCACAGUCCAUGAAAGAAUUCAUACAGGAGAGAAACCAUAUCAAUGCUUGGAAUGUGGACAGAGUUUCACCUGGAGGGAAGGUCUCACUUCCCAUCAAAGGAUUCAUACAGGGGAGAAACCGUAUCAGUGCUUGGAAUGUGGAAAGAGCUUCAACCGGAAGGAAAGUCUCACUUCCCAUCAAAGAAUUCAUAGAGGAGAGAAACCGUAUCAGUGCUUGGAAUGUGGGAAGAGCUUCAGUCGGAGGUCCAAUCUCACAGUCCAUGAAAGAAUUCAUACAGGAGAUAAACCAUAUCAAUGCUUGGAAUGUGGACAGAGUUUCACCUGGAGGGAAGGUCUCACUUCCCAUCAAAGGAUUCAUACAGGGGAGAAACCGUUUCAGUGCUUGGAAUGUGGAAAGAGCUUCAACUGGAAGGAAAGUCUCACUUCCCAUCAAAGAAUUCAUACAGGAGAGAAACCGUAUCAGUGCUUGGAAUGUGGAAAGAGGUUCACCCGGAAGUUCUAUCUCACAGUCCAUGAAAGAAUUCAUACAGGAGAGAAACCAUAUCAAUGCUUGGAAUGUGGACAGAGCUUCGGUCAGAAGACCAGUCUGAUAGGCCAUCAAAGAUGUCACAGUGGGGAGAAACCAGACAAUGGCUGUAUAUGAAUACUUUUCAGAGACUUUGAUUAAUAUGUUCAACGUGGACCCUGAGUUCCACUUCUGAAGGCCUUCUGCCAGUUCCCUGAUUGUGGGAAGUGAGGUUACAUGGAACAAGGCAGGGGGCAUUUUUGAUAGUGUCACCCGCCUUGUGGAACUCCCUGUUUUUAGAUGUUAAGAAAAUAAAUGACUAUCUGAGUUUUAGAUAAAGAAGUUUUUUAGUUUGUUAGUUUUACUGUGGUUUCAUGAAUUGUUAGAAAUAAUAAAAAUAAUGGUAAGGGC